GUCACAAAGGGGCCCCAGUUCCAGUUCAGCCUCGCAGCUUUCCUGUUUACCACGAAGGAGGGGUGUGAGUGUGUGAGUGAGGUAAUGGACAUGACUUCUCUGGGGGAGAGGAAAGAUCUGAUUUAACUGUCAAAGCCGGCCCUGUACCUUAACUUGCUACCCUUCCCACCCCCCCUUUUCUGAAUGGUCCUGUUUUUCCCACUUUCGGUUUCCAACAAUUUCAAACACUUGUGAAAGAGAAGUCAUCGUGAACCUCAUCUGACCAACACCUGACCGAACCCAUCUACACAACAUAACAUUGCCCCAAAGUAGCUUCCGCCGGAGAUUGAAAGGGGGAGCUCUAUCCAAACACAUACAUACAACACCCCACCAAUCUUUAUGGACGACAAAAUGGCCAGGAACAAGAACAAGAAGGGUCAAGGCCAAGGCGCCGCCGGAAACCAGCAGCCCGGCAACAGCAGCAACUCCGAGGAGCAGAGGCCUGAGGAGCAGAAGCCUGAAGAGCAAAAGUCAGAGGACCAGAAGCCUGAGGGUACGACGCCCGUUGGCGAGUUCGGCAACACCGCCGAGGAGCAGUCCGGCACCGACGAGAAGAAGGCCGAGGGUUCCCCAUUGGGCGGCGACGAGAGCAAGCCCGAGGACAAUGCCCAAGGUGACAAGCCUGAAGACCAAUCGCAAGACAAGCCCCAGGACCAAGCAUCACAAGACGAAAGCAAGCCCGGCGAAGACGCAAACCCACAAGACGCGCAACAGGAGAAGCCUGAAGAGGCGCAAAAGAAGUCCGAAGACGCGCAGGACAAGCCUGAGGACGAACAGAGCUUGACCGAAGACCAAAAAAAGAAAAAGAAGCUCGAAGAGGAGCAGAAGAGAAAGGCGCAGGAGCAGAAGGCGGCCGGCCAGGAGACGGACAAGAAGCAGCAGUCGUCACAGCAGGCCGGCGUCGAGGACGAGAGCGAGCCCGCAUCCUCCAACGACAAGGACAAGAAGCCGUCGGCGGCAGACCAGACCAAGGGCCAAGAGCCGUCCAAGGGCGGCGACGACGACCAGGUCGAGGACGUCGAGGGCGAGUACUACGACGACGAUGACGAGGAGGGCGAGGACGACGAAGAAGAGUACAGCGGUGACUCGCAAGACGAGGACGAUGACGAAGAAGAUUACGACGAAGAUGAGGACUACGAUUCGGACGAGGACGAGGAAGAGGAGGAAGAAGAUGACAACUACACGACACAGAACGGCCAGAUGACGCGACAGCAGCAGCAGCAGAUGCAACAGCAACAGCAGAUGCAGAUGCAGCAGCAGCAGCAACAGAUGCAAGGCGGCGGCGACGCGGGCGGCAAGAACCCGCUGAAGCUGAGGCUCGAUCUGAACCUCGACAUUGAAAUCACCUUGAAGGCGAGGAUCCACGGUGAUCUGACGCUGGCGUUGCUGUAA
Colletotrichum destructivum is the source of this 1431-nucleotide messenger RNA. RefSeq lists its product as uncharacterized. The record is from RefSeq and is a predicted model, not a curated record. The coding region runs from base 379 to 1431 and encodes 350 amino acids. The transcript has 2 exons. Lineage: Eukaryota; Fungi; Ascomycota; Sordariomycetes; Glomerellales; Glomerellaceae.